AUGUAUGGACUGACAAAGAAAGAUUGGAUUGACACAGGGACAUUUGAGGCGUGGUUCAGCCGUCAUUUCUUGAUGUACGCUCCUGCUGUGAGACCUAUACUUAUCUUGUUGGACGGUCACUCAAGCCAUUUUAAUCCGACAAUGAUUUGUAUGGCGGCUGAAAAAGACAUUCUUGUUUUCUGUCUUCCUCCCAACACAACACACUUAUUGCAACCUCUCGACAGUAGCGCCUUUGGCUCUCUAAAAGUCCAUUGGAAAGAAUGUCGUUUAUUCACUAUGCGCACAGGAAAAUUUCUGACAAGAAACACCUUUUCUUCAAUUUUUGCAACUGCUUGGUCUUGGGCAAUGACAAUAGAGAACAUCAUUGCAGGCUUUCGAUUUACAGGUGUUUAUCCCUUUGAUAGAAAAGCAGCUGCAGCUACAGUUCAGUCAAGUGUUACAAAGAGUCCUUCCUAG
Messenger RNA from Corticium candelabrum, 456 nucleotides. RefSeq lists its product as uncharacterized. Gene Ontology annotation, molecular function: DNA binding. Bases 1 to 456 code for a protein of 151 amino acids. The record is from RefSeq and is a predicted model, not a curated record. NCBI's taxonomy places the organism in Eukaryota, Metazoa, Porifera, Homoscleromorpha, Homosclerophorida, Plakinidae. Gene Ontology annotation, cellular component: nucleus. The transcript has a single exon.